AAACUUAAGCUCUUGCCUCUCCCCAUUCUAUUAUAAUUCUCCUCCAAGGCUACAAUUGCUCAGAAAAAUCAGAAGUAUAUGCUUGUCUUUCUGUAAUCAGGAUGAUGAAUUGAAGGUCUGGUAAUGGGUCACAUUAUAUUUGGUGUCGAUUUCAGGUAUGCUUUUCUUCUAUUAUAGCAAAUGCAAAUUAAGCAUGGAAGUCUAAGGGUGUUCCACUGUCUUACAUUUUGUUUUUGAUCGACAACAAGAACAUCAUAUAUCGGGCUGUUUAGAAUAUCAUAUAUUCUGAGCCCAAGUCCAACACAGGGCCCAACCAAAUGUUCAAGAGUAAAGAUUAUAUUGGGCUGGGCUCACCUUCAGUCUACCUACCUUUCAUCUGUAGUCACGGGGCUGGGCUUUUCACAAGAAAAGAAAAAUAGAACACAAAAGAAGAAUUCCCCUUUUUUCCAUCUUUUCUCCCUUUUCCCUCUCUAGGGUUUUAGGGAGGGGUUUCAAAGUUUUUUCGCCAAUUUCACCGCCAAAUUUGGCAAGUCUCCAGAUGUCGAUCAUGUUUCAGAUGCCAAAUCCAAACCCUAAACCCCAUUAGCAAGAAGGAAGAAGAAACACGAAGGCAAUGGCGUUCUCUUUGUUCUCAUCGCCUCAGCCACAGCAACCCCAACAGCUCUUUCAGCCUCAGCCACAGCCACAGCAACCCUUUCAACAACCCAACCCAUUUUUACAACAACAGCAGCAGCAGCAGCAGCAGCAGCAAUUACAACAGCAACAGCAACAGCAAUUUCAGCAGCCGCAGUUCCAGCAGCAACAACAGCAACCACUCUAUCUCUUCACUAACGACAAGGCUCCUGCGACUUACAGCACCAAGUGGGCCGAUCUCCACCCCGACUCCCAGAAAUUUCUCCUCCAGAUCGAGGAGCGGAUACUGGAGUAUAGAGAUGAAAGCCAGAGGUUGGAUCAGUGUGGUCGUCUUUAUGAUUCUUCUGUAUCCAACGAUGCAUUUGAGCUUGAUGCAAGUCGCAUUGUUCAGGAACUUGGGGGAGUCAGUACUGCCAUGGAGCGACAGAAGGCUGUGUUGCAAGAAUUGAUGGCUGUUGUGAAGGAUAUGUUAAGAAACACAGAGGUUGCUGUUCGUUCUUUUAUGAUGUUACGUCCAAGGUUCCUUCAUCCAGGUUCUGGAGCUGUUUCAAGUGCCCCUGCACCAUCACAGGCCCCGGGGGCAACUGUGGUUCCUAGUGCAAGCAGUCAACUGACUGUUACCUCCAUGGCACCAGUUUUUGAUUUCUACAGUGGGCUCCCGAGGAAACCAUCUCCAUUUUUGCUGCAAACAGUUGCUAGAUUUGAGAAGUAUCUUGGUGAAUGCCGGCAGUGGAUUGAAGAGUUAGAGCAGCUACUCAUAGAUUUUGACAGGAACUCUUCCAAUGGCAGUUCCUCGUUACUGCAGUCUCUUCCAAAAGUCAUGUCAAAUGUGCAUGACUUUUUUGUUCAUGUAGCUGCUAAGGUGGAGAGCAUUCACCAGUAUAUUGAAUCCAUGAAAAUGGCUUAUCUUGCUGACCAGCGCCGUCGAGGGGAUGGGAAUGAUCCAUUUCUUGAGGCCGACCGGCGAGAAACAGCCAAACAAGAAGCUGCCUCUAAGUGGGUACAUCCAACAUUGCAUUUGCCUGCUGUUUCACCGCCAUCAACUCAAGUUGCUGGGUUGUUUGCGAGCUCAUCUACAACUGGUGCAUUGACUGCACCACAACAGACAUUUGCAUCAGCUUCAUCUGGUAGUGGGUUCUCACUUUUUGGUACUCCAUCUUCUGCUCCAUCUGCCACCACCACAUCAUCUUUGUUCACAACACCAACAACCUCUGCUCCAGUACCCUCCCUUUUUGGAACUUCUGGUGCUUCUCCACAGACAUCACUUUUUAAUUCAUCAUCAUCUUUGUUCGGGUCUUCCUCAACACCCUCCUUGUUUGGUUCCACCUCAACACCAUCUUUGUUUGGUUCUGCGGCAACACCCUCUUUGUUUGGUGGUGCUGCCCCUUCUUUUGGUAAUACUCCUGCAGGAAGUUCACUUUUUACGACUCCAUUUGCCUCAGGUGCUGCAACAGGUUCAGGGGCAAGCUUUGGGGCUGCAAGUAAAUCAUCAAAGCCCAAAACUAGAACUGCCCGGCGUUAGUUACAAUGUCCGUCAGCCAUGGAUUCCUGGAGCAACCUCUGACUUGCUUGAAAGUUACAAUUGCCAUCAUUUUUUGCUCUCCUUAAUCGAUUAAUGCAGUUUAUUCUGCUCUGGCGUUUGUGGAUAAUACAGAUUGAAGAAAAGUCAUGCUCAUAUUUCAAAUGCUGCUGCUUCAAUCUGUCAUGGAUCUGCCAUAUUCCCUUCUGACUUGAAUGCUUCAUAUAUGUUCUGAGGUCCAUUUUACUGUAACCUUGUAGAAUACAAUUGAGUUGAAUGUUCUAGUAUUAGACCCCCAUGACCCCCAUGAGAAAAUUGUAUUCCUGUUGUCUAGGCAUCAUGACAACAGAAUGAGCUCUCUUUAGUGGCCUUAAGUGGAAUGUGUUUGAUAGUAACUUAGAUUUUGUUUGUUGAGAAGUCCUGCUAAUCAAGUACUUUUUCGGUCAA
This is a messenger RNA of Vitis vinifera (wine grape), 2599 nucleotides long. RefSeq names its product nuclear pore complex protein NUP58. Gene Ontology annotation, cellular component: nuclear pore. Lineage: Eukaryota; Viridiplantae; Streptophyta; Magnoliopsida; Vitales; Vitaceae. The coding region runs from base 614 to 2155 and encodes 513 amino acids. Gene Ontology annotation, molecular function: structural constituent of nuclear pore. The transcript has 6 exons. Gene Ontology annotation, biological process: nucleocytoplasmic transport. The record is from RefSeq and is a predicted model, not a curated record.